Messenger RNA from Bacillus rossius redtenbacheri, 6588 nucleotides. RefSeq names its product zinc finger protein 704-like. The coding region runs from base 6 to 551 and encodes 181 amino acids. NCBI's taxonomy places the organism in Eukaryota, Metazoa, Arthropoda, Insecta, Phasmatodea, Bacillidae. The transcript has 4 exons. The record is from RefSeq and is a predicted model, not a curated record. Gene Ontology annotation, molecular function: DNA-binding transcription factor activity; RNA polymerase II cis-regulatory region sequence-specific DNA binding. Gene Ontology annotation, biological process: regulation of transcription by RNA polymerase II. Gene Ontology annotation, cellular component: nucleus.
GCCGCAUGGUGUUCCAGUGCACCUGGCCGGGCUGCGGUGUGGUCACCAACAACUGCGUCACCAUCGAGGCGCACGUCCGCAAGGUGCAUCUCGGGCCGCGCAAGAACGUGGAUGACAGCGAGCUGAGCGACCACGAGGAGGAGUUCUACUACAUGGAGGUGGAGCAGGGACCACUCACGUCGUCACCGCCGACCCUGUCCCACCGCGACAUGGCCCGGCCUCCCCACGAAGAUCCGGAGUACCAGAAACAAAUAAAGAGUAUAUUUCAUGAAAGUCCUGUGAACACACCACUGGGAGGAGUUUCCUGGGGAUCGUCAACAACUUCUCCUAGCUCGCCCCAGAAGCACCUGAAGCUGAGCUCGCGGCACCACCUGCAGCAGGGAGGGGCGUCGCUGCUGUCGCUGUCCGCCCCCAGCAAGUCCCCCGGCAGCCCCACGCGCCGGUCCCGGGGAGACACCAAGAAGUGCCGCAAGGUGUACGGCAUGGACCACCGCGACAACUGGUGCACGCAGUGCAAGUGGAAGAAGGCGUGCUCCAGGUUCAACGACUAGGCUGCGUCCCUCGAGCUCUCGGCGGCUGUCAAACUCACGGAGAGAUACCGCGAUAGUAUUAGCAGCACACCCUCUCUCUUUCACGCGCGAUGGAAAAACCCGUCACAUCAGCAGGCAAUAAGGGAGGCCAGUGGAGUUGCGUAACCCGUGGAAGUUUGACUCGAGCGGUUCCCUUACCCACGACGUGACGCCACUGUUCGAACAGAGUUACUGAAGUUGGCUUUUUAUCGCUGCCUUUUGAGUGCGUCGCUCAUGGGUUUAAAAAGAAAAGACGUAGCUUGAAGUUGACUAUUGCUCUGUGAUAAUUUUUGUCACCCUUCCUUAACUGUUAGUUUCUUACAGCAGACUUGAUCGUCACUUUUUGUUCGUAGUUUUUUCGAGGAACCAAUUAAAAAAAAUAAAAUCAUGUGCUCCAUUUGUAUCCUUCAGCAAACAGCGAAGACCAAUGCGACGAUGGAUGUGAAAUUCCAGUUCUCUUCCAAAAUUCGCAAUCUGUUGAUAUCCGAACUGUGUUCUUUGUUGGUGGGUUUGGCGAGGAAGAGCGCAAGUCACGAGACGCAGAGUUCAAGCUAUCGACCAAUCGCGUACAGGUCGGACACGAGUGUGAGAACACACCGAACUAGAUGUGCGCACCUGUCGCAUGGAUAAGAAUUGACGUGUGACUACUUGCGCUUUGAUCACGUUCUCCCUUUGGAGACAAAUUUUGUGAUCGAAGUGUGACCUGAGUUUUAAGUUAAAAGGCACAUCAUAUACUCUGGAAAAAAAAAAAAAAAAAAAACAGACAUUGAUUUAUACAUCAAACAGAUGAUUCAAUGCCUGAAAGCAAUUUAUUGCAAUACAGUAAAGGUGAAAGUACUGCUGGACUUUAAAGAAUGUACGUUUUUGACCUACUACUGCCACCAAAUGUUUUACCUCAUCCAAAGUAGUUGUAAAUAAUGUGUACUGAUAAAGCGCUAGUUGAUAUAUUUUUGUUCCCAUAAUUUUUAUUUUUUAAUUUCUGAAAGAAAAAAAAUAAUCAGAAGCAAAAGUUUAUAGCAAUAAGUUAUAACAUCUUAAGAUGUAUUACAGUGUUCUAUUAUUUGUACAUACUGAAGUUGAAAAUUGGCAUAGUUUAAGAAAAUGCUAAAAAGAUGUGCCUAAUGAAAGCACCAGUACUGCAAGAUCUCAAAAAUAAAUUAUAAGCAAAAAUGAAGAAAUGGGACUUGUAUGAGAUAUUUGUUAGUGUGUUUAUACUGCAUGUUCCAAAUUUAAAUGUAUUUAUGGAUAAAAACUGAAAAAAAAAGUAGAAAUAAUUUCAAAUUAUAUUUAUUCAAGAAAUUUAUAUUUUUAUUCAAAUGAAUUAGGGUCCAAGCAACUGGAGAAAAUGUUGAAUAUAAUAAAAACAAUUAUUUUUAAUUUUUUUUACGAAAAAUAAAAACAUGAACUAAAAUUGUAAAAAAUUUGCAUAUGUAUUUUCACAGAAAAGUAAUAACAUUUAUGAACAAAUAGCUUUAAUUAUAGAAUUACCAUAUUUACUAUGAAAUACAUUUAUUAUUAUGUGGAUUUUAUUCUUGUAUUAAUGUUUUCUAAUUACCCAACAUUACUGUACAGUCAAUAGCCAGAAAGUGUAGAAAAUAAGAAUAUGCAACACUUAUGAGUAGCUAAGUACCUGCAGGUGCAAGUCAGAUCUCAGACGCAAGCAGUGGAUAAGUGAUAGGCCGUGCUCUGCACAGAUAAGGCUUGUAAGUUCCAUCUUGUUUGUUAUACAUUUCCAAGUUACUGUGGUACCUGCUAUUUAUUUUCAUUGCGAUAUAAUUGAAAAAAAAAAAAAUUAUGUAAAAUAAAAUUAUAAACGUAACGAUGACGUUAACAAAAACUUAUGAAGCGUGAUAAACAGUCUAUGUUACUGAAGUGAAGAAAAUCUAAUAUAUAAAAAUAAAAGUUUCAAUAACAUUGUUACAAUAAAACAAAAAAGUUUUUUCUUAACUGCAUGUUUGUUCUUAUUAUAUUCAAACCAUUAAAAAAUGGAAAAAAAACAUGUCCAAGAAAAACUAAUUAAUAGUUAAUAUAUUUUUAUAAAUGGGAAAUGAACAUCACAGGGCAGUAUAGUACAUAGUAGGUUCAGAGUAGUGGUUUAUAAGGUUUUUAUCUUUGGCAUGGAAAUGUAAUGCCAACCCAUUAAUGUAUCAAAAACAAAGUUUAGUACAAUCAUAAUAUAUUAGCAUGACUCUCAGCAAACAUUAUUCCACUUAAAAGCUGCAAACAUAAUUAUAUAUAGACUGUACAUACCAUAAGUUACUUUUUCUUCCAAAUUUAUUGUUAGAAAGUAAAUUCAAGAUGGAACAAAAAAAGCUGAACUAUUUUUUUAUGAGCACACCAUUAUAUUAUCCAUGCUUUUCGUCAAAAGUCAUUCAAGACACAAAAAAUAUAAUGAGAGUACAAUUUAAGCUCAAUGACAAGAACUAAAGAUAAUAUGUGGGCAUUGAAAUGGUUUCCGACAAGGAACUUACGUAGACACUGAGUUCUUUGGUCUAUCACCAGCUUAUGCAUAAUGCAUGUUACUGGCUGUUCAUGCACAUUUACUUCAUCCCCAACAUCAUUCAUAAAUUUCUUUAUGAAAAACAUAUGAGCGAGAACAUAAAUUUCGAUACAUAACUUUGUAAUUUUGAAAAUGCCAGUACGCAACCAUUUUUCAGUCACCCAGGAAAUCAUUCCAAAACACAGACCAAAGAACAAAGUUGGAAGUCGUAAAACAAACGGUAGACUAAUGGGCAACUUCUAAGCUGCAUUAGGCAGCUCAAUGUUGAAUGUAAAGGAUAACCUCAAAUUGUUCUAUUAGAACUAUCAAAAAAUACUAGGUGAUUUAGUAUUUUGGGAAAUAAAAUAAUAAAAGCCUUUGCAAAUUGAUGAAUACGUACAUAUGGAUGUUUUUAGAGAGUGUACAUGUGGUAGACAGUAAAGAUAAAAAUAUUUAUAAUUUCAUUGCUAGCAGUACUAUAUAUAAAUAAAUAUAUCUAAUAUAAAAUGUAUAAAAUAAUUUUAAAUUUUAGAAUACAUAGCUGUUAAGACAGUGUCCGUUGUGCUAUGUUUUAUUUUCGUUUUAGAUAAGUAGCAUAGCCUGUGUGCUUUGUACAGAGUAUUGUAACUGUGAAAUGUUGGUAAUGCUCAUGUAUCCAGGGAAUCGGUUGGCAUAAAUGUUUGAAUGUAAAACUAAAGCUGCGCGUAGUUCGCCAAAGUUAUCAACUGCUUGCCGUCGAUAAAAGUAGUCGCAGAUAGAGAUACACAAUGUUGGAGCCUUGGGUGUGCCAGAACAUGGCAUUUUUUACUCUACUUAAUGUUUUAUUUUACUGAUGAUUGAUGCAUUUAAUAUGUUUUCUAAAUGAUAAAAGGUUGUUCUACGAACUUUCAUGAUGUAACAAAAACAGUAAUAAUUGUGAUAUAUCAUUGCAUCAUGUUUUAUGCAAUACAUUUACAUUCAAACAUUUUUUAAACUGCAUUAAAGAAAAAUUGUUGUAUUGUUAAAAGAAGUGGUCUCUUUUGAGACAUUCCUCAGGAAUUUUUAUAAAUUAUGUGACAGACAUAGUAAAAACUUGUCAACUAUUUCCCUGUGCAUACUGGUUUAAUUUUUUAAAUAAACAAAUAAGUGUCCAUUUUUAUAAAACAAUCAUAAAUGUUUAAAUUGUAAAGGCUAACAAAAAAGUAGAAACCUUGUUUUCAAAAAGCAUAGGUAACUUUUGUCACAUUUUAUUAAUGUGCUCUCAAGAAAUAUUGAACAGUUACAUUAAAAAAAGAUCUUGAUACAGUAAGGAAAAAAUUAUGGUUCCAAUAGUUGUAGUUUCAAAGAUUUUUUUCAGGAUUUAAAAUUUUUCAUUCUCAGUAGAGGUAUGGGUAACUACCUCAAAAUUUCUGGUGGAAAUAUUUCUUAUACAAAUUAUGUACUUUAAUGUUAUCAAGAGAAAUGCAUAUUUUAUGUAGUUUCAUAUAUUAGCUUUCAUAUAUUCUCAUUUAUAAAAAUUAUUUAAAACUUAUCAUGCCUGCAAAUAAAUAACCAUCCAAAUUAUUCAGUGUGAUCUAUUUAAUGUCUCAAAAAAAUUGCUCAAAAAGCACAAUUACUUAUGUACAAUAUUAGUACUAAUUCACAGUUAUCAUCACUUUAUAUAGAAGUUAAUAAUAAUUAUUUUUAAGAAAACUCUGGAAAUUAAAAUAGUAACAGUUAAUUUAAUUUAUCAUAUGUUUUACAAAAUAUGCUGACAAAACAAAGCUGCACUUUGCAAAGUUAUAAUCCUUAAUAAAACAUUUACAUCAAAAAACUUUCAAAAUGAAGUCAAAUUUAAUCAAAACUGUAGCAUGAAUUGUCUUAAUUUGUUUAACUUCAGCACACUAGUGCAAUCUGCAGUCUGAUAUGAUAUUCAACAUAUUAAAGAUAUGUAAGUCUUUCACACGUGGGGCUGUAAGUAUGUAAUUAGUUCUGCAAUAACUAAGAGCGCUUGAAACUAUCUUUCGGAAAACAUUUGUGCCAAGAAGCUUAUAACUUUACUUAAAUGUUGCCUGGUACUUAAGCAGAAACAUCAUUUAAACGAGUGACAGAGCUCUUCCAAUCACUAGUGUUAAAAUGCCAAAAUAAUAUAGCUGAAAACUUGAAAAAUAAAGAAGGGGAAAUUUGGGGACUGGUGGGGGAGGGGGGGAGAACUGAUUAUUUUUUUCCCCCAAACCUUUAAACAAAUGUGCAUCAAGGCUCAUUGUUGGGUUAUUUGUUUAAUCAUCCGCUGCUCUUGACAUUAAACAUACCAAGUUUUACAACAAAAAAAAAAACUACGCUCAGUAAAAUGAACUAACCACCUAUGUAUCCCAUGGAUAGUGCAAUAAUACAUAGUUGUGUAUGUGACUGCCUGAACACACACACAAAAAUAAAGAGUUAUAAUAUAUCUUGUUCAAGAUUUCUUGAGUGCCUGUGAGAAUGCUUUUUGAUCUGUGUGCGUGCAAAAGAUUGAUGCCAGCCGAAGAGAAAAAAAAAGCUGUCUCAUAAUUUUUUUUACAGAUUUUUGAACUGACUCAUUUGUAAAAAAAUGAAAUAAUUAUUGUGAUAAAUCAUGUUAAUAUAUUUAUUGAGUUUAAAUAGUAUAUAUGUAUUUACCUGAAGUAUAUUUUAAUUCUUGUUAAGUAUUUGUAUCCUAGUUGAUAAAGUCAUUAUUAUCACUUAAAUUAAGGGGGCAAAGGGCAAAACCUAACUUUGUAAUGGCUAACUUUACUUCCAAGUCUGUUACCAAAUGCAGAAUCCAAGUUAUCUUGCCAUCUUAUGCACUAGAUUCAGAGUUCCAACUCAUGAUGCUCAUUGCAACAGUAAAGAAAAAAUUAUGUUUUGAAAUUCAUCCCUAAAUUUUAGUUAAGAUACACAAAAAUUUUAGCUUGGCCGCACAAUUGUGACAAAGUGCAUUAAUAAAUAUACCUUAAGCUUUAGCAUAGUUUACAUGUGGCACUGCAUAACAAUGAUUGCGGAACCAUACAAUAAGAUUAUUAAAGUAUUACUGUCACAACCACUGACUAUAGAAAAUAAGUAAUAACCAAGUGCAUAAAGCAGAUUAAUUAAUGGCAAUGCUGAAAGAAAAAACCUCUGGAUUUCUACUACUGUAAAUCUUAUUCCUGCCAAAAUCAAUACGUAUUAUGUACAUUUGAUUGUUAGUAAUACAAAACAGUCACUUAUUCAAAUAAAAUAUUACAUAUUUUCUUUUAAAAAAUUAUAACUUGCAAGCAUUUCAGAAUUUUUUUUAAAACUAUUUUUUUAUGACAAAGCGAGAGAAAAAAGUUAUAACAUGCCUUCUCUGCGGUGUUGUAAUCAGUGGUACCGUAGAUGCCUAUAAAAUAGAAUGCAAAGUAAAACAUUUGCACUAAAACUUUUUCACAAAUAUUUUUUACUCAUCAAUGUGACUGUUUCUUCUUGCUAUUAACCCAUGUAUCGUAAAAUACCCUCAUGUGUCUCUUGUAUGUUAGUGUGAUGCAUGCAAAUAGAAUAUUCAAAUGUGCAGACAAAACUGAUAUUAAAAUAAAUUUUGACUUUCAA